Trichobilharzia regenti is the source of this 1623-nucleotide messenger RNA. NCBI's taxonomy places the organism in Eukaryota, Metazoa, Platyhelminthes, Trematoda, Strigeidida, Schistosomatidae. The record is from the annotation of a GenBank genome assembly.
GCGACACUAAUAACAGCCAAAAUAAUAAUAAUAAUGGCGAUUCAAGUGGACAGAAGCAUACAGGUCAAAAUAUGUUAACAGUAACACACUGAAAUUAAAUUAAGUCACAAAUUAGACUAUGCAGAAGAAACCAAAAUAUAAAAUAUGGCUAUCAGAAUUUAUUCAGUUAUGCAAACACCACUUACCAUCAGUAUCGGAAGAAGUUAAUACAGUUGAAACACUAUCAGACAAAGACUAUCAGCUUAUCGAAGACACUCUAAAGAACAUCAUAGAAGAUAUUCAGCAGAAAAUUCAAAUAUUACACAAAGAAAAUAAUGAAAUGGAAAAUAUUUUAGUCGAUGCUCAAACUAUCUCACAAAGUUUUUCGACUAAAGUAAAACCCAGUAUUACAGGACAACGAUUGUAUUACUUAAAAUCUCAAUAUCAUGAUUUCGGUAUAAAUGAUGCAACCAACUUGAAACAAAUGAAACGACUGCGUGAUUAUUUGUGCAAGACAAAGUUAACCUUGGAGAAAUCUUUGCAAGAGGAUUAUAAGUUGAAAUCUGAUAUUGCUACAAGUCAGAAAAAUGUCCAGCAUUUAAUUGAAAAGGUUAAUUGUCAAAAGAAAGUUAAUAAAGCAUUAAAACAGCGUAUUGAACGUCUGAAAGUUUGUUUAAAUUCUUGGAAAUUAGAACAAGAACGACUGCCAGCUAAGUGUAUUGGUGAAUGUAUCUUAGUUGCUUUAUAUAACCAUAUUAAUUUGGGUAAAAAUAAAGUCGGACACGAUGAUGAUCUAUCACUGUCAUUAUCAUCUGAUCUUUCAACCAAAGGAAAUAAUUCGCAGAAUAUUGAAAAUAAUGUUAAUUCCCAGCAUCAGGAAAUGUCAUCACCUUCUCUUUCGAAAAGAUGUUCAAUAACAGUGACUCAAUUUACUCAGUUACUUCAAACAGGACGAAAUAAUGAAGCGUUUUCGCUUACAAGUGAAUGUGGGGAAGAGAACUGUGAUUUAUUAACUCAAUUAUUUAAAGUAUGUGAAAACGAAAAGAAAACAACUGAAUAUCCGGAGAACGAACUAUUCAACCUACUUUUAAAAUGUAACUGUCCUCACUCAGCUGACAUAUUCCAUCAUCUUCUUAAAAAUGACAAAAUAUCAUGGAAAUCAUUUGGAUUACUUUUAGAAGAACAAAUGCAUAAAAUCAAUUCAUCACUGGAGAACAAUAUCGACGACUCUUAUGGAAAUAUGCGUGUCACGGUUCUAUUAGCGGAUCUGGUGAAUAUUCUACUCAGUGAUGUCGAAUUAAAAGAUCAACAUAAAAUUUUGGAAAUGAUUGUACAAAAAUUGAAAAUUAAUUCUGUGUCUUUCUGGAAAAAUCUGCUAGAAAACAAUCCAUCAAGCUGUCGUGAUGUAUGCAAAUUAUGCGGUGCUUUCGAAAUAGUGAAAGUAAGACAAUUACACAUACGCAGGAUGGUACACUUAGUUCAGCUAGCUAUAUCUGGCAUUUCGACAGUUGAUACAUCACCCGACUAAAGAGUUAGUUCAAUCUGUUGGUUUUAGUUUAUGCAUCGAAAGACAAAAACGAUGAAUGUUUUUUUCUUUGAAUAUCUCCAUCAAAAAUAAGAUACUUUUUAUGCUUUCAGUUUGUU